AUGCCCGCGCCAGCUGUGGGAGUGGGCCGGGGCGAGCGGGCGCCUGGUGUGCGGCAGGCGCCGGCAGCUGCAGCGAUGGCGGCAGCGGCGGCGGCAGCAGCAGCGGCGGAGCCCCCUGGACCUAUCAAUGGGGCGGAGGACCCACCCAAGAUUAAGGUCGUUGUACGCAAGCGACCAAUCAGCCGCAAGGAGCGCGAGCGCAGCGAGGACGAUGUGGUGGAGGUCAGCCGGACGAGCGCGUACGUGGUGGUUAACGAGACCAAGGUCAAGGUGGAUCUCACCAAGUACUUGGAGAGGCACCAGUUCAACUUUGACGAGGCCCUGGACGAGUACGUCACCAACGACCAGGUGUACCGGCACACCGUGCAGCCGCUGGUGGCGACGCUGUUUGCCAACGGCAAGGCCACCUGCUUUGCGUAUGGACAGACAGGCAGCGGGAAAACCUUCACCAUGAGCCCGCUGCCCAUCCGCGCGGCGGCGGACCUGCUGCAGUACCUGGCGCGGCCGCAGUGGGCGGACGUCAACCUCUUUGUCAGCUGCUUCGAAAUUUACGGCAACAAGGUGUACGACCUGCUCAACGGCCGCAAGAAGCUCAACAUCCUGGAGGACGGCAAGAAGCAGGUCUGCGUGGUCGGCCUCAAGGAGCACGUGGUGGACGACGUGGAGGUGGUGAAGCAGCUGAUUGAGGAGGCCAACAUGCGGCGGAGCACAGGCAGCACGGCCGCCAACGCCGACAGCAGCCGCAGCCACAGCAUCAUGCAGUUUGCGCUCAAGCGCUACAUUGCAGGAGGGGCUCACUGCCGGCAGGUGGGCAAGAUUAGCUUCAUCGACCUGGCGGGCAGCGAGCGCGGCGCGGACACGUUUGACAACAACCGCCAGACGCGGCUGGAGGGCGCGGAGAUCAACAAGAGCCUGCUGGCGCUCAAGGAGUGCAUCCGGGCGCUGGACAGCGACGCGCGGCACGUGCCCUUCCGCGGAUCGAAGCUCACCGCGGUGCUGCGCGACAGCUUUGUGGGCGAGACCGCGCGCACCGUGAUGAUCGCGAACAUCAGCCCCACGGCCACUUGCGUGGAGCACACUCUCAACACGCUGCGCUACGCCGACCGCGUUAAGGAGCUGCGGAAGGACCGCGCGGAGCGCGACCCCGGCGGCGUCACGCCUGGCGAUGACGCGGCAUACUACGCAUCAGUCGACCGCGCCGGGCCCGUCCUGCCGGGGGGCGGCCUCAGCCCGGCGGCGGCGGCGGCGGCGGCGAUUGCAGCGGCGCGCGCGGCGCGGGGUGGCGGCGGCGGCGGCAACAGCGGCGUUGGCGGCGGUGGCGGCGGUGGCGGAGGCGGGUGGGAGAGCCCCUAUGAGUCGGAUUUUGAGGAGGAUGGCUCGGCGGCUGCCUCGGGCGCCGCGCACUCGCACUUUGCCGCCGCCGGCCCCGCCGCGCCUGCCCCGCACCCCUCACAGCAGCGGCAGCAGCGCGGCGGCGGCGGCGGCGGCGGCACCUCCGCGCACGCGUCCGCUUCCACAUCGGCGUCCUCGCUCGCGUACGCGGCCGCCGGCGGUGGCGCCUCUGUGCCGCCGUCAGCAUCGGCCACCCCGCCGAACGCGAACGGCGGCGCGGGCGGCGGCACGCGGACGCCAAACGGGGAUGAGGUUGACAGGCUGCUGGCGGCGCGCGAGGGGCUGAUGGAGGACAUUCUGGAGGAGGAGGAGGAGAUCAUCGCGCUGCACAGGCAGCAGAUAGAGGAGAGCAUGGACGUAGUGCGCAAGGAGAUGGCUAUGCUGGCGGAGGUCGACCAGCCGGGCAGCGCCAUUGACGCCUACGUGGAGGCGCUGGAGGCCGUGCUGGCUCAGAAGCUGCGCGGCAUCCACCAGCUGCAGGCGCGCGUCGAGCGCUUCAAGCAGCAGCUCAAGCAGGAGGAGGUCAUGAGCACCACGGUGCAGCGGGCGCGGGUGUCCAGGGCGCGCACGUGA
Messenger RNA from Monoraphidium neglectum, 1965 nucleotides. Its product is annotated as kinesin family member 2/24. The transcript is spliced from 10 exons. Bases 1 to 1965 code for a protein of 654 amino acids. Gene Ontology annotation, molecular function: microtubule binding; ATP binding; microtubule motor activity. Gene Ontology annotation, biological process: microtubule-based movement. The record is from RefSeq and is a predicted model, not a curated record. NCBI's taxonomy places the organism in Eukaryota, Viridiplantae, Chlorophyta, Chlorophyceae, Sphaeropleales, Selenastraceae.